AUGGCGCCAAACACGAUGAAAGCUGCUCUUUGCAAAGAACCUGGCCAACCCCUCGUCAUCGAAAAUGUCCCCGUCCCAACGCCAACAGGUCGCAACGUCUUAGUGAGAGUCCAAGUCGCCUCGCUCUGUCACUCAGAUCUCCUCAUGACCUCCCCCAAAGGUGGACUCACAACCCUCCCCCAGAUCAUCGGCCACGAAGCCAUAUCCGUUGUGGAGGCUCUGGGCCCCGAUGCAGCACCCUUCGGCAUCAAGCCGGGUGACCAAAUCGGCGCCCCGCUCUGGCAAGACAUGUGUCUCGAUUGUUGGGAAUGCAAGAAUAUCGGGCCUCAAUAUUGUCCCAAAAUCACCCUGAAGGGGUUGAGCAGUGCUGGGUAUUUCGCCGAGUAUGCCCUUGUGGAUGCAGCGACGGCCGUGGCAAUCCCCCGUCUAGAGGGCGGUGAUGCAGAUGUCUCCCCAGCGCAAUUGGCGCCUAUUUUCUGUGCGGGCAUUACAGUCUGGGAUGCGUUAGAGCGUGCCCAGAUUAGACCGGGAGAGACCGUUGCUAUUGUAGGCGUCGGUGGACUGGGCGAGAUCGCGACCAAGUAUGCGCAUGCUCUUGGGGCGAAGGUUUUGGGGUUGGAUGUUCAUGAUGGGCAGUUGGAAAGUGUUAGGGACGGCGGCAGUGCAGAUGGGAUAUUGAAUACGCGAGAGCUACAGCCUGAAGAUGUCAAAGCACGCAUCGCGGCCAUGAAUCAUGGCAGGAUGGUUGACGCUGUGGUUGUCACGUCGGGUUCUGUUGCCGCAUAUCAAACUGGCAUUUCGAUUUUGAGGCCCGACGGACGGUUGAUGGUUGUUGGGAUACCUCAUGAGCCCAUGUCGCUUAAUCUGGGCAUGGUCGCUCUUCAGUCAUUUAGGAUCAUUGGAGCUAAAGUGACUGGACCCUUGGGUGCCGUACGAUGCCUGGAGUUUUCGCUGCGAAAAGGGAUCUACCCCAAGAUUCACCCGAGAAAGUUUCAACUGGAGGAUAUCAACGAAAUGAUGGCGCUGAUGCAGGCUGGGAAGGUGCACGAGGGGAGAAUGACUGUGCAGUUCUUCUAA
This is a messenger RNA of Penicillium brasilianum, 1077 nucleotides long. The record is from the annotation of a GenBank genome assembly. NCBI's taxonomy places the organism in Eukaryota, Fungi, Ascomycota, Eurotiomycetes, Eurotiales, Aspergillaceae.